Messenger RNA from Laetiporus sulphureus 93-53, 2295 nucleotides. RefSeq names its product sulfate permease. Gene Ontology annotation, cellular component: membrane. The record is from RefSeq and is a predicted model, not a curated record. NCBI's taxonomy places the organism in Eukaryota, Fungi, Basidiomycota, Agaricomycetes, Polyporales, Laetiporaceae. The transcript has 10 exons. The coding region runs from base 1 to 2295 and encodes 764 amino acids. Gene Ontology annotation, biological process: transmembrane transport. Gene Ontology annotation, molecular function: secondary active sulfate transmembrane transporter activity.
AUGUUCUCUACGAAGGUCAAGAGUACCGCGAAACGCAUAGUGGGAUAUCCCGAAGAGCCCGUGCCCGUUGUGACCGUAGGACAAUGGGUCCACAAUCGGUGUCGUGAUCCCAAGCGUGGUGUGAUACGCUAUGUUACUGGCCUGUUUCCAAUCUUCAGUUGGAUCAGCCGAUACAAUUUGGGAUGGCUGACAGGCGAUGUCAUCGCUGGUAUUACAGUCGGCAUUGUUGCCGUGCCACAGAGCAUGUCUUAUGCCAAGCUCGCCGACCUUCCCGCUGAAUACGGUCUUUAUUCUACGUUCGUUGGUACUUUGGUCUACGCGCUUUUUGCAACGUCUAAAGAUGUCAAUAUCGGCCCCGUGGCAGUCAUGUCGCUCACUGUCGCGAAGAUCAUCGAGUAUGUCGAGGACAAGCAUCCAAACGUGUGGAGCAAGCCUCAAAUCGCCGUUACUCUCGCCUUUAUUUGCGGUUUCAUCGUGCUCGGAAUUGGUCUUCUGAGGUUGGGGUGGAUUGUCGAGUUCAUUCCUGCACCAGCCGUGAGCGGCUAUAUGACCGGCUCGGCGCUCAAUAUUGUGUCCGGUCAGGUGCCUGGUUUGAUGGGAGAAUCUGGUUUUAACACUCGGGCAGCCACUUACAAAGUCAUCAUCAACUCGCUCAAAUAUCUCCCAAAGACGAAGCUCGACGCGGCAUUUGGAUUAACGGGUCUAGUCUGUCUCUAUAUUAUUCGCUGGACGUGCCAAUACCUCAUGAAGCGGUAUCCUAGAAGACAGCGUGUAUUUUUCUUCAUCUCCGUCUUUCGGAAUGCCUUCGUGAUCGUCAUCCUGACCAUAGCGUCAUGGCUGUACACCCGGCAUAGGAAGAGUGCAAAAGGAACCUACCCUAUCAGUAUUCUAGGGACUGUCCCUCGGGGCUUCCAGCAUAUGGGUGCUCCUACCAUCGAUCCGAAGCUCAUUUCUGCCUUGGGUAGUCAGCUCCCGUUGGCCACUAUCAUCCUGGUCCUCGAACAUAUCGCGAUUUCCAGAUCUUUCGGUCGCGUGAAUGGGUACACGGUCAAUCCCAACCAGGAGCUGAUAGCGAUUGGCGUUACCAACACAAUCGGCACGCUAUUCGGCGCAUAUCCCGCGACCGGCUCGUUCUCCCGUUCUGCUCUUUCAUCAAAGUCGGGUGUUCGUACACCUGCCGCGGGAAUCCUCUCAUCGAUUGUCGUGCUGGUCGCCUUGUACGGUCUUACCCCCGCGUUUUACUGGAUCCCGAGCUCCGGCCUCUCCGCCGUGAUCAUUCACGCCGUAGCGGAUCUUGUCGCGUCCCCGCGCCAGGUGUACUCGUACUGGCGUGUCUCUCCAAUCGAGGCCGUCAUCUGGUUCGCUGCGGUUUUAGUCACUGUUUUUGCAUCUAUUGAGGACGGUAUUUACACGGCGAUGGCCGCAUCCAUGGUUCUGCUCCUUAUACGCGUGGCUCAUCCGCGCGGAUAUUUCCUCGGCAAGGUCAAGGUCCGAGCAAGUGCACAGUCGGACGCAGAGUCCCGCGACGUCUAUGUCCCACUUAAACCAAAGGCGACCCUCAUGAACGACGCUGUACAGGUGACUCCUCCUGCUCCCGGAGUCAUCGUUUACCGCUUCGAGGAAAGCUUCCUCUACCCGAACUCUUACUUUCUCAAUUCCGUGAUUGUCGCAUACGUCAAGGCGACAAUGAGGCGCGGCAAAGACUACGCUGGGGUCAAGCUCAGCGAUCGGCCUUGGAACGACCCCGGUCCACGCCCAGGUCAGGACGAGAGCGCUGAAAAUAUGCUCAAGCCUGAGUUGCGCGCAAUCGUUCUAGACUUUUCUGGAGUAUCACAGAUAGAUACGACAGCCGUUCAAGCCUUGAUUGACACAAGGACCGAAGUCGAGCGGUGGGCUGAUCGGCCUGUCGAGUUCCAUUUCGCGACAAUCCUUUCCCCUUGGGUGCGCCGCGCUCUGAUCGCUGGCGGUUUCGGUACCGGAGCGCCAGCAUCCAGCCUGCCUACCGAGAUCGCGGCCGUCGUUCCAUAUCGCGGUGGUCAAUCCAUGACAAAAGCUACUGAUCAGCAAAUGGUCGACGACCUAGAGUCGACCUGGCCCGUCAGCGAAGAGCCUCGCUUCGACACGGAAGAGACGGUCAGCCUUGAUCUCCAGGACACGCCAUUCUUCCAUUUCGACCUCGUCAGCGCUGUUCGAGCUGCAGAGAGCGGAACAUUGUCUAGAGAGUCGGACUCCUCAAGCAUCACAAAAUCGGAGGACGUAUCUUAUGACAAGGCUGUUUCGGAGAAGGAUAUGUGA